This is a messenger RNA of Aplysia californica (California sea hare), 4216 nucleotides long. RefSeq lists its product as uncharacterized. The transcript is spliced from 4 exons. Bases 1178 to 2776 code for a protein of 532 amino acids. The record is from RefSeq and is a predicted model, not a curated record. NCBI's taxonomy places the organism in Eukaryota, Metazoa, Mollusca, Gastropoda, Aplysiida, Aplysiidae.
CCCAGGAUUCCCAGAGCCGCCUGGGUGCUAAGCACGCCGCUAUACUCUGUCGCAGGGCACAAAUCUUAAUCACGCACAUACAUACACACAUACACAUGCACGCACGGAUACGUACGCAUGCACGCACACACCAUGUCUCGUCAACUAAUAAUGACGCGCUGUGAUCAAUCAGAAAAGAUAAUAUUAUUUGUGCCAGCCGAUCGACCCCGGCUGGCUGUCACAAUGGAGCGGUAGUUCUAUGAGCUCACACAAGUUGUCCGAGAAGCCCCACUGUCCUCAGGCAUAGAGGCCACCACAACCUUCACACAGCUGUUUGUGACGACCAACACGAGCCAAAAUUGCGCCCAAAUCUCCAGACAGAUCUCAAGGUGACGCUGCUGCAUCUAUAACUACAUCACCAGCACCAGCGGCCACAACAGCAGCAACAACAACGCCAGCUGUCGUUUUUUCAGCAUCAGCAGCACCAGCAUCCUCGUCAUCAGCAACAGCGGCGGAAGUAGAAGCAGCAGCAGCAGUAUCGGUUGAUACAGAUCAUAGCAGUAGGAUCAAGAUUCGAUCUGAUAGUCCAAAAUCCUCUACAAACACGAAGCAGGGUGAGGAAAAGGAGACUACCGUUGUGAAAACUGAGCUUAUUCCCCUACUACCGACAUCGGGGAAAAACCGACCCUCGCACCUCACGACUUUGACAGAUUAUAAUUAUAAUGGAUGCGGUUUACACGUGGACCAAGAGUUACUCCACCUGCCAAAACUGAAUGGAUUUGGAGGAAAGUCUCAAAGAACAUUUGUAAAAACAGACCCGUCUCCGAACGUCUCAGCAGUGACCGGAAAUGACGCACAAGAGGGUAUAUUAAACCGACGAGGAGUGGGAGGAGAUCUAGAACCGCAGGCGCCGAGGCUCAAACCAGAACCUUCCGCUCAUACAACUAGGGGCGUUCCUCCAUUCCUGGCAGUACCUGCUGGGAGAACCUUGACCCCGGCCCGUUCGCCCUUGACCUCUGCUGCUGACACAAAGACCGCGACCUCUGGAGCAAACACAAACGUUGUGACGUCAACCCCAACCGCCACCACCACCACCACUCCAUCCAGUAGACCACAUUUCCCAGCCAUCAAAGCGUCUAUCAAGAAUUUUUUCACCUGCUCCUCCGUCCUCACCCCUCCUCCAAUCACCGUAGCCGCCAUGUCCGCCUCUGUCUUGUCCCGCGCCUACCCGGAUGUGUCCAGUGGGGGUCCCAGCGCCCCUGGAACCCCGCGGGCCUCCUCCAUGAGCCUCAGGCCCCCCGUGACCGCCAUCGGCCUCCCGACCUCCAGCCUCAGACACGGGGACAAACCCAGACUGUUGGGGGUUCCCGGAUCGGAUCUAAGGAUUACGUUCGCCUCUGACACCUCGUUCGUGGAGAGAAAAGGGAGAAUCCGACCAAGCUCUAAGCAAACAGCAACGUCCUUGAACUUGAGGCCAGUUCAGGGAAUCGAAAGGUCACUCAAGUCCAGAGCGAGGCUGCCUAAAGCGACCACACCCACACACGGCAGAAACACAGCUGCGAGCUAUGAGGAACACAUGAACCCCCGUAAAGCCCUGGACAUCGCACGGUCCUAUGGCGUGCCCAAGUAUUUUCUCCGCGGCAACUCGCAGAUCCUCACAGACGGUCGCAUGAGGUUAUUCGGCGACAAUGUCUGGAAGAAGGAGCGGACGAGCAUCGACUCCGAAGGCAAAACUACCGACUCCUCUGACGUCAUCCACCGACUUAUGGACAGUGUGGACAAAGCGAUCGCCACCGCCGACAAGGGCCCGGGCUCGUCUUCCUACUCGGGCGGGGAUGACGCGGGGUUGAAGCUGGAGGUGAUCAGCCUGAAAAGUACCACAGAAGACAGGGCGUCCUUGAAGGAGAGUCUGGUCAGUCUACCGGAUGUCCUACAGACCGGAAGUACUAGGAGUGGGUGGGACGAGGGCGGACCGGAAGUGAAGGAAUCAGACGCUGGAUACAGCAGCGGUGCAGGUGAGGGUACUAUGGACGGUCUGGACGAGAGGGCCCAGGAUGUUCUCGAUGGUCUGCCUCAGCCCCAACACGGCGGGUUCGGAAAGAAAGAUCUUGGCAGUUUCCGGCCACACACGGUAGACACUGCUGUGAGCAUCCCGCGACAUCUGCCCAAGGUUACUUUCCGUGAACCAGAAGACAGGGAGAGGAAGGAUUUGAGACUGGGAGAGAAUGAAGAAGGGGAUGCAAACAAUUUUAGUAAUGUCCCUAUCACACCACAACUUGCAGGCCUUCGAGUCAAGCAUCUAGCUUCAACAUUUAGAACAGGCACCGCGGAUUCUCUCACUUCUAACAAAGCCAACCUGUUCGGCGAGAAAUACCAAAACGUUUUACCCCGAUUUUAUCCAGCCCUCAGCGAGCACAGAAACAGACAAGCAGAAGCGGAGAAAAGUGCAGCAGCCAAUCGUCAGGCGAAAAAGAAAAGCGCCCAACAACGAUUGGUUCGUUUCGCUGACACCCACACGGUUCGUUUUGCAAACGAGGCUGUGCACCGGGAACCGAUCAGCGGCCUCGUAGCCAGCCGCGCUCCAGUUCAGAGCGUACAGAGGUCAUUGGAUUCUCACUCGGGCUUGUCUCAGUCAGAGAAACUGAGGGCCAAACUGAAAGAGAUCAGCGACUACAACAGAGCCAGGUCCAUCAGUGUGGGAGACAGGCAGACUCAGGGAGCCAGGAGAGACAAUAGCGAGAACAUUGAGCCACGCAAGGGCUUCCUCUUCCAACUUCACUCUUCUUAUGCGGAAUAGAUCUAGUAACUUUUGUUAUUAGCUAGACACUUUAAAUUAUCACGUGGAAAGUGACAUUUACUCAGAGAAGCCCUUUUAUGUGGAAUAGUCAGUCUUCUUGUGUGGAUUAGCGACAAUUACUUAGACUAAUUUUAUGCCGAUUUUUAUUCGGAUUCGUGUUAUUUUUAUAGAUAAGUCGCCUUAUGUGCAUCAGGGAUAUUUACCCCCCACCCCCACCCCCCGACAGCUUCUUAUGUGGAUGAGUGUCUUUUGCUUUGACAAGUCACGUAUUAUGUGGAAUAGGGACAUUUGCCAAGACAAGGUCUUCUGAUGUGGAAUGGUGGCAUUUGCCUAAACAGGUUUUCUCAUGGGGAUUGGUGACAUUAAGAUACAGAAGUCUUAAUCAUAACCAGAGACAUUUGUCCAGGGAGCUGUUCCUAUAAGGUGAUAUUUGCUUUCCUUUGCAGAAUAGAGACAUUUCAUUUCACCAGUAUAGCUCUUAUUUUUUCCCGAAUACUAGUAUAAGGUAACAUUAUUAUACAAGUUCCUCAUACACGGACCAAGAUGCUCUGCCCAAUAGUCCAGGAAAAACGGCCUUGGCUGAGAAUAUGUCGUUAAGAAUUAUUUUCUUUACCAAGUCAACUUCUUACUAAAGAAAUGUGAAAACUUUUGAGACAUCCCUAGUUAUGCGGAUUAGUCACAUUUCGAUUCGACAUAACCUUCUCAAAGCGUAGUAGUCUCAUCAACCACAGUUAAAGUCUUUGUUACUAUGAAAACAGUGGCACAUACGAGGAUAACCAAGUACCAAAUAGUCUGCUAAACUACCAUAAUAAUAUUAUAGGACAGUGGCGUCAACCAACACGAUUUCUCUCUCUCUCUCUCUCUCUCUCUCUCUCUCUCUCUCUCUCUCUCUCUCUCUCUCUCUUUAUAGAAGUCUAUAUUAUAGCUUGAAUAUUUGCAUGAAGUACAAAGACUUUCCUAAAAAUUAUUUGUUUUUCAGUUUUUAUUUUUACUUUUUUUCUGGCGUGUAAACUGCUCUAUAGGAUGUGCUAAUGUGCUCUGCAAAUGCUUUGGUGUUACGAUCAGUUUUCUGCCAGAGUAAUUUUGCUGUAACCAGAGAAAAGUGAUGUCCAUAAACACCCCUUCCACCUGCCCCAUUUUCCCUCCCGAAAUUUUAUAUUGGUGUACAUAUAAGACACAAUAAUGACAUACAUUAUAACAUCUUAAGGAAUGAAGUCUUCGGUCAUGAUUGCUCUUCAGGCCAAAAGAGCUCAUUUUACUAUCGUUUUCAAGCCUUACUUCUACUGAGAUUGAGUUUAGCGCCAUCUGCAAGUCUUCGUAAAACUUUCUAGGCUUUUCAUGAUUCAUUACUUUGACUGCUCCCGGAGGCCAAUCUCUAAGUAUUUUCACUGUACACUGCACCUGUAGAUAUCUUAUUUGAAAUACAUUUUCUUUGAUUAA